UUUGUUCCAUUCAAUGACGGGAUUGGUGGAGAUCGCGCUUAUAUAUUCAUCAAUUCGAUAGUAUCACGUCGAGUUGUCAACAAUUACAAUUUAUAAAGUUAUAUUAUAGCGUUUCAUUUUUUAUGUUUUAAAUAGUUGUUAUUGAAUAAUAUUACAUAAUUUUAAGCUGUCUAAUAUUAUUUUAUAAUUUACCAUAAUGGAUGCUCGAAGACGAGAUCGAGAACAAAUCGGUUUAUGUGGUGUUGACAGAGUUUGGGGUAAAUCACCUACACGAAUAGAAGAUUCUGAUGAAGAAGAUGAGAUUAAAAAAUAUAAGGAUGACGUACUCCCCAAAGAUAAAAAAAGAAAAUUAAAGGACAAACAGAAGAAAAGCAAAAAGUUAAAGAAAGAGAAAAAAGCUAAGAAAGAAAAGAAACAUAAACGUAAGAAAAGAAGGAAAGUCUCAGAUAGCAGUUCUGCUAGUGAUUCUGAAGAAAGUUUAGAAUGGGUAGAAAAGACAAUAGAAAACAGUAAAGCAGAAAUUAAGAAAGGAUCUAGUUCUGAUGAAAGUGGAAAUGAAGGUUUAGUUGGACCAAUGAAACCAAAACAACAACAUGUUGCUUUGUCUGCAAAAGAUUUUGGAAAAGCUUUAUUACCCGGAGAAGGUGCUGCAAUGGCAGCAUAUGUCGCAGAAGGUAAACGUAUACCUAGGAGAGGUGAGAUUGGUCUUACUUCUGAAGAGAUUGCGUCAUAUGAAUCUGUCGGCUAUGUCAUGAGUGGUAGCAGACAUCGACGUAUGGAGGCAGUCCGUAUUCGUAAAGAAAAUCAAAUCUAUUCUGCUGAUGAAAAAAGAGCAUUGGCAAUGUUUAGCAAAGAAGAAAGACAGAAAAGAGAGAACCUUAUAUUACGACAAUUCAAAGAAAUGGUUAAUCAAAAGCUUGCACAAGAACAAAAAAAAUAAGUAAUUUUUUACUAUUUUUAAACAUUACAGAUAAAACUAUUAUUAUCACUUGUGCUAAACUUGUAUUAUACAACUUAUGCUAAACAAUAUUCAUGUAUUAUAUAAUGAUUUUUGUAAAUAGUAUUAUUUAAAUAUUUGAUAAUACAUUAACAGUGUGUAUUUAUCUGUACAAUGUAAAUUCUUUGUACUAUACUAUGUGUAUAUUCAAUUACUACUUUAGGAAAUUAAUAAUUUUUUAUUCAUUUGUAAAGUCCUUUUUAUUGUAUGCAUCAUAUAUUAUUAGUCAAAAAUCAUAUUAUUUUUAAUAAUAACAAUAUUAUGCUCAAUUGUACUAUCACUUUAAUUCUGAUUACUUUCCCAAUUAAGCCAACCACCCAUAUAAUUGUAUACACUGGGAAAGAAAAAUAUCUUAAUUAUUAUUAUUUAAUCAAAAAUAUAUGAAUAAUAUUCUUUUAAA
This is a messenger RNA of Vespa velutina, 1397 nucleotides long. RefSeq names its product NKAP family protein CG6066. The record is from RefSeq and is a predicted model, not a curated record. Gene Ontology annotation, cellular component: nucleus. NCBI's taxonomy places the organism in Eukaryota, Metazoa, Arthropoda, Insecta, Hymenoptera, Vespidae. The transcript has 4 exons. Gene Ontology annotation, biological process: regulation of gene expression. Bases 197 to 940 code for a protein of 247 amino acids. Gene Ontology annotation, molecular function: chromatin binding.